Nerophis ophidion (straightnose pipefish) is the source of this 2925-nucleotide messenger RNA. RefSeq names its product N-acylsphingosine amidohydrolase 2 (gene asah2). Gene Ontology annotation, molecular function: N-acylsphingosine amidohydrolase activity. NCBI's taxonomy places the organism in Eukaryota, Metazoa, Chordata, Actinopteri, Syngnathiformes, Syngnathidae. Gene Ontology annotation, cellular component: extracellular region. The record is from RefSeq and is a predicted model, not a curated record. The transcript is spliced from 19 exons. Bases 41 to 2155 code for a protein of 704 amino acids. Gene Ontology annotation, biological process: sphingosine biosynthetic process; ceramide catabolic process; long-chain fatty acid biosynthetic process.
UUGUUAGACCAACUUGUUUUUUCCCAGUUUGCGUGACAAGAUGGCCGACAGGAAGUGUUCGUUUUCCUCUUUGGAGGUGAUGCUGAUGGUGCUGUUCGUUGCCAUGGCGACUGUCAGUGUGACACUGCUCACACUGAUGGUGACAAGUGACAGGACGACCGGUUCUGACCCGACUCCGCCCCCAAGUCCUGAAACGCCACGCCCACCUUUUCUGAUUGGAGUGGGUCGUGCUGACUGCACUGGACCCCCCGCUGACAUCCCUCUGAUGGGCUAUGCUAACCCUCAGCAGACAGCUGCAGGAAUUCACACUCGCUUGUUCAGCCGAGCCUUCAUCGUUGAUGACGGCCAGCACAGAGUGGUCUUCGUCACCGUGGACGUGGGAAUGAUCUCCCAGAGGCUGCGACUGGAGGUGCUGAGGGCCCUGCAGGUGCAGUAUGGUUCUGUGUACAAGCAGGACAAUGUGGUGCUGAGUGGGACACACACUCACUGUGCACCUGCAGGAUACUUCCAGUACACUCUCUUCAUGCUCAGCAGCAAAGGUUACAUCAAGUCUUCCAUCCAACCUCUGGUGGACGGCAUUGUCAAGAGUAUAGCCCUAGCCCAUGGCAGCCUGGGUGCAGGGCGUGUGUACAGGAAGAGAGGGGGCGUGUCCAGCAGCAGCGUGAACAGAAGUCCUCACUCCUACCUCAACAACCCGCUGGACGAGCGACUCAGGUAUGGCGACAACAUCGACAAGCAGAUGGUGCUCCUCAAGUUCACCAACUUGGACGGAGAGGACAUAGGCAUGCUCAGUUGGUUUGCAGUGCAUGCAGUCAGCAUGAAGACCUCCAACCGCCUGUUGAGCAGUGACAACCUGGGCUAUGCUGCCUACCUCAUGGAGCAGGACAAGAACCGUGGGGCGCUACCUGGACAGGGAGUGUUUGUAGCUGCUUUCUCCUCCAGUAACCUUGGUGACGUGAGUCCCAACACAGGUGGUCCUCACUGCAUCAACACAGCAGCUCCAUGUGACUACCUCAACAGCUCCUGUCCUGAUGGAGGGACUAAAAUGUGUCAAGCAUUUGGACCUGGUGAGGACAUGUUUGAUAGCACCAGAAUCAUUGGACUCAACAUCUACAGGAAGGCAAAGGAACUUUAUGCCAGUGCAGGUGAGGAGGUGACAGGUGAGGUGCGCUCUGCUCAUCAGUGGGUCAACAUGACAAAUGUCAGUGUUCCCAUCAAUGACACACACGUGGUGAACACCUGUAAACCUGCACUGGGUCACAGUUUUGCUGCAGGAACAACAGAUGGAGGAGGAGAUCUCAACUUUACACAAGGUGCUGUGGAGGGCGACCCAUUUUGGGACGGGAUCAGAGACACCCUCCUGGGACCCCCGUCCAAUCACACGCAGGAAUGUCACCUGCCUAAACCAAUCCUCUUCAGCACAGGAGAGAUGAACUGGCCGUUGCCAUGGCACCCAGAGAUUGUUGACGUUCAGAUCAUCACAGUUGGAUCCGUUGCAAUUGUUGCUGUUCCUGGAGAAAUGACCACUAUGGCAGGCAGGCGGUUAAGAGACGUUGUCAAACAGGUCCAGAGGUACGAGGGCGCCUCCACCAUCUACGGGCCGCACACGCUCAGUGCCUACCUGCUGAAGUUUGCUGAUCUGGCCCGGGCCGUGGCACAGGACAAAGUGGCAGAUCUUCCGCCGGGUCCGCCUCCUCCGUUCUUCCAGAAGAAUCUCUUCAACUUGUUGCCCCCGGCGCCGGCCGACAGGAAACCAGACAACAGCACCUUUGGACAAGUCCUGGAACAAGUACUUCCUGUGUACAGACAGGGCGACGUGGUGUCCGUCACCUUCGUGGCAGGAAACCCCCGACACUCCGGAGACGUGAGGGAUCGCAGCUUUGUCGCCGUGGAGAUGCAGGACAACACCAGCGACACCUGGACGCUGGUCCACACCGAUGCAUCAUGGGAGACCAGGUUUCACUGGCUCAAAGGUUCCAACCGCCAGAGCAACGCCACGGUGGAGUGGCACAUCCCGCCCCACGCCGCCACCGCCCGCUACAGGAUCAAACACACGGGCUGCUACAAGACCAUGAAAGGACUUCGGCCCGUCAUCACUCCCUACCAGGGCGUGUCCCGCGUCUUCCAGGUGGUGUCCUCCUUCUACCACCUGUGACGUCUGCUUGCACCUCCCUGCUCCUGCUGCGGCUCAUGUGACCUUACCCAGUCCUGCUAAGGGUCACGUGACCUUACCCAGUCCUGCUAAGGGUCAUGUGACCUUACCCAGUCCUGCUAAGGGUCACGUGACCUUACCCAGUCCUGCUGCGGGUCACGUGACCUUACCCAGUCCUGCUAAGGGUCACGUGACCUUACCCAGUCCUGCUAAGGGUCACGUGACCUUACCCAGUCCUGCUGCGGGUCACGUGACCUUACCCAGUCCUGCUAAGGGUCAUGUGACCUUACCCAGUCCUGCUAAGGGUCACGUGACCUUACCCAGUCCUGCUGCGGGUCACGUGACCUUACCCAGUCCUGCUAAGGGUCAUGUGACCUUACCCAGUCCUGCUAAGGGUCAUGUGACCUUACCCAGUCCUGCUGCAGGUCACGUGACCUUACCCAGUCCUGCUAAGGGUCAUGUGACCUUACCCAGUCCUGCUAAGGGUCAUGUGACCUUACCCAGUCCUGCUGCGGGUCACGUGACCUUACCCAGUCCUGCUAAGGGUCAUGUGACCUUACCCAGUCCUGCUGCGGCUCAUGUGACCUUACCCAGUCCUGCUGCGGGUCACGUGACCUUACCCAGUCCUGCUAAGGGUCAUGUGACCUUACCCAGUCCUGCUAAGGGUCAUGUGACCUUACCCAGUCCUGCUAAGGGUCAUGUGACCUUACCCAGUCCUGCUAAGGGUCAUGUGACCCCUGCUUUUAGAGGGACCACACCUUGCUAUUUUGCAA